Molecule: messenger RNA, 3984 nt
Organism: Lethenteron reissneri (Far Eastern brook lamprey)
Lineage: Eukaryota; Metazoa; Chordata; Hyperoartia; Petromyzontiformes; Petromyzontidae
Product: transmembrane protein 132E-like
Source: RefSeq, a predicted model, not a curated record
UGCCCGUCAAGAGCGUCGAAUGGACCCAGACGGCAAAGCAUUUUUUUUUUUGCGCGCUCCGAGUUGUCACACGCAGCGUUACUCGGGCCGUGCGUGUCUCGCCGUUGCGUCUCGACGUGCCGGUUUGAUUGCGUCCCGUGCGACUAGUUUUGAAGACACGCUCCGGUGAGCGGUCAUUGCCUUUCUGCGCGCAAGAGAGAGAGAGAGGAACGAGCGUGCGUCCUCCGAGAAGAGCUUUCGCUGUUUUUCCCGUGGCUGUUAGUCUGUAGUGGAUUUUUUUUGGAAGGGGGGGGGAUUAUCCUUUUUUCUUCUGGGGAAGCUAUCCAAGCUGCAUCUUCACCGGGUGCAAUAAAACAAAAAGGGUGGGUUUUAUUUAUUAACUUUGGACAUUUAUACACGGGGGGGGGGGCUGGGGGAGAUUAGCGCAGCUACCUUAAACAUGAGAAGUGUACGCGUGUGGUCGUCUCUUUUUUGUUGCAGUCACCUACUGCUCUGCGUGCUCCUUUGCAAUGGUCCUUUGGAAAAAUGUGCUGCUGGAAAUAACAAUGAACAUUCAUUUACAGAAUACCCGCUAAACUACAAACUGAUAGGUUUGGAGUCUGCAUUCUUAGUCAAGGACUUGAGGGGACAUGAUACAGCGUUCAAUUUCAGCCAAAAGUCGUUGACCCAACCGUUUCUACUUCUUGGCACGACAAAUGCCAAUUGUGGAAUAGGUGUCAGCCAUGGUGCACUUUCGUCCUGGCAAAGUCUGCACGAAGACAACAUCGGAGCCGGCGGCCCCACGCCGCUGCUGUCACAAAUCCCGAAUGCAAAGUGGAGGGUUGAAGCCUUCGUAGCCGAAAAGGACAAAAUGUCCGACGCACCAAAUGUCCAAGUUUUGUUUUACGUGACUGGGAUCGAUUGGAAUGACAAAGACGCGACAAACAAACUUCCCUGUGUUAGACUUUACGCGGUUUAUGGCACUCAAGAGGUGAGGGCGUCAUGUCAUCUCCAGGGUGAACUAGGAAUGUGCUUGGCUGAGGCAGAGCUGCCUUCAAAUUGGUUUAACCUGACGGAUCAAGCAAAUAGCAAUACCGGUGAUGAAGAUUUAAUUACGCGGCCCUUGGUUAAGUCUCCGAUGUUUCCUUUCGACUCUUCUCUUGUUAAUUUGUAUUACACCCUUCAUCCGGCCAUAAAGCAAUACGCCUGCACUACUGAAAAUAAUUAUGAUGAAGGAUCAAGAACAGCAAAUGGUGAAUGGAAAAAUAGUCAUCGUAAUUGGAUAACCACCAUUAAGCUGUAUUCCUCGUCGUCGCACAGAGCAAGGCUUGAAGUGAGGCUCGAUUCGAAUCUGCUUAUUUAUUUGCCAACCAAAGCCAUCACACACGGACAACACAUCAACAUUCCACUGCUCCUCAUGAGAAAUUCCACAGUGAAGGACUUUGUUCUCAGAGUGAAAGGGAAGAAAGGGAUGACCCUGCAAGCGGUUGAAUCGAGCAACCCUGGUGUCUGGGAUGCAGCUAUGGACGACGAUGGGGGAAACAAACACACGACGAUCAGGAUUCAGCUCCACAAGAGAGGGAGCCCGACGGAAACCAACAGCACGGGAGCAGAGGAGAUUGCACAGCUGAUGUUUGAGAUCAGUAGUGUGAGCAGCCUAUCCGCCACACGCCGAAUCCUCUGGCAGGUGGACUACGUUGACAAGUCCGUGACAACGGGACAAGUCUAUGUCACAACUGAGCUCACAGUGACUCAGAAAGACAUUUUUGCCAUCUUGCCUAUUGCAGAGUCCCCUGAGCUGGUGAAUACUGCACUCCUGACAGGUCGCCCGGUGACGAUCCCUUUAAGAGUUGUUGCCGUUGAAGCCAAUGGACAGGUGUCAGACGUUUCCCAGCGAGCUCGCUGCCAUUCAGGUGACGUUGACGUCAUUAAGGUUUCCCCAGCCUGCCAGUACGUGUACGUGCAGGGAAACGAGAGCAGAGGCUCAGUGCGGGCUCGAAUCCAAGUCAGUUACGAGCACCUGCGCUCCUCCAUAGAUCUUGCAGUGUGGCUUCCCAGGCUGCCUUUGCGAAUACAGCUCUCCGACACCGAGCUUAGCCUCGUAAGGGGCUGGAAUAUACCACUGUCCAGACAUUUAAAGGGUGGCACUCAAGGGCAGGCGUGCACCCCACAGCGCCAGCACGCCUCCGUGCGGGUGUUGACGCGGUUCUACACGGAGAGUGCCGAUGACACGGAUCAUGUGUCCACGUUGCCUGGAGCCGAUUGGCUGGCCGACGUAACCCACCUGGUGCGCAACAACCUGUGGGUGCUCGACGGACGAGUGGCCAAGCUGCGCGAAGGCACGGUGCUGAAGGGCCUCGAACCCGGCUCAACCAUCAUUCAGGUUCUGUCACCUGUGUCUGGCGGCGUGCUGGGGGAGCACGCGGUGACGGUGAGCGAGGAGAAGGUCUCCGUGAGCGGGCUGCACGUGACGCUGCUCUCGGGCCUCUCCCUGUCUCUGCGGCCCAGCAGCAGCGAGCCGGGCGUCGUCGUCGCCAGCACCACCGCGCAACACGGCCUGCACUCGCUCAAGCAGAAAGCAUCUCUGCUCAUCUGGGUAGAAUUUGAAGACAACACGAUGGUGCCACUGAGCCUCUUCAGCACAAAGGACUAUAAUCUUACCAUCAACAACGUAGACAGACGAGCAGCAUCUAUCAAUGCAGAAAAUCUGUCUUGGGAACCAAUUUUCCAAGCCAAAUGGGAUGGAAAUGAAAAACCGAUUCAAGUGGUGCUGCAAAAUCCACAGCCCUGUUGGGAUGACGAUGCUGAAUCCGCUAUGUUCUCGACGUCUGUCGAAGUCCUCGUGAAAUUUGGUCAAAAGAGAGAAGAGGGGGAGGAAGGAGGUGCGAGCAAAACUCCAGACGCCGGCAAAAAUCAAUACGUUAAGAACGUCAGCCAAAUCAGCGCGUCCUCCACGGCGAUUGGAGCGAAGACUCAAACGGAGAUUGUGAAAGCGGCCAGGGACGGCUCGCGGCACACGGCAGGUCCCAGGGGACAUGGAGGGAAGGAGAGCGUCAGCGACGGAGGUGCUAUCGGCCCGGCACAACACGGCAGCAAUGGCUCAUCUGAGAAAAAGCCGAGAGGCCUCUCCGAUAUCCAGAUUGGAAUGUACACCUUACUGACAGUAUUCUGCAUCGCCAUCCUGAUGUUUCUGAUCAACUGCUUAAUAUACGCGGUGAAGUACAGGCGCAAGCGUGUCCACCUGGGGAGUCAAGAGGUCGCUCACAGCCACGAAUGGAUCUGCCUCAGGGACAGCCAGGAAUCGGCCGUCAGUACUCUAAACAAGGACACCGACUCACAGCUUGCCAAGCAGAAGCAUAAAUACGUGGGGGGUCCACAGGUGUACCUCCAGGCCAGCGAGAAAGUGUCGACCGAGGCGUACGUGAUGCAGGGGGAAUGCAGGAGCGGCAUACCUCGUACUUCUCCUCUUCGGAAGAAUUCCAUAUUUACAACAAUCUGGGUGACGAGCAACAGCAGUAAGGCACAGGCGACUGCUAGCCCUUCUCGUUCUGCCAGAGAUGAGAGCGCGUUAUCAUAUUCCCGUGACGUUUGUUGAUAGUAACAAAUAUAUCUGUAGGAUACAACCGAACAAAAAUACGUGACGUGGCAUGAGAGAACUUUUGGAUUUUUUGGUGAUGUAUCAUAAUCAGCUUGUAAAAUAGUAAGAUAAUGGGCAACAUUAACCAGCUGUUGUAGUAUGUGUAUAAAAUUACAAUUUGCAAAAGUAACAUUGUCAUCUGUGAUAAGCUUCUCUAAACUCUACAAAUGAUAUCAAGGAUUACUACGUACAAAUCUCGGCACACAGUUAAACAUGCACAUUUAUCCGUAAAGGUGUGUAAUGUACAUCGCUAUUUGCACGAAUUUAAGCUUUAAUGAUCCGUUUUUUUGAAGUAAAUGCUGUUUUCAUUGAUGUUGAUUUUAGUUUAGCAUACUGAAAUAAAUGUUUGCCUGUUACAUUCCUUUACA